AUGCAUAACACAUCUCUAAUGGAUGUGCCGAUUCUGGACGAGUUCGGAUGUUCAUUGUUUCCCAACAUUCUGCCACAUGUCGAGUAUCCAUCGGAUUUGAACGGAGGACUUCUCGUUAAUGCGUUUUCACUUGAUGUCGACCAGACUGCGGUAUUCUUCGAAUGCAACGUCAAACUGCUAUUGAAACUGAACGGCGUUUGUCGAAGACCACUAUGUCCAAGAGUUCGAUUUCGUCGACAUAUAACCGUUUUUCAACGAACUACGCCUGAUAUCCAGAAACGAUCCAGAAACUUGUCGAAAAUAGGCGGAGCUUAG
This is a messenger RNA of Angiostrongylus costaricensis, 315 nucleotides long. NCBI's taxonomy places the organism in Eukaryota, Metazoa, Nematoda, Chromadorea, Rhabditida, Metastrongylidae. The record is from the annotation of a GenBank genome assembly.